This is a messenger RNA of Ruditapes philippinarum (Manila clam), 315 nucleotides long. RefSeq names its product conserved oligomeric Golgi complex subunit 4-like. NCBI's taxonomy places the organism in Eukaryota, Metazoa, Mollusca, Bivalvia, Venerida, Veneridae. The transcript has 4 exons. The annotation marks the transcript as partial. The record is from RefSeq and is a predicted model, not a curated record.
GAUGAGGUAGCAAAACUAUACACACAAUGCUCAGAACAAAGUAAAGCUAAAUUAGAGAGUUGUUUAACAGACAUUGGAGCAUCAGCCACAAGGUUUAAAGAUGUGGUAGAGUUUGGGUUUACACAAUUAACCACAGCUGUGAUAAAACCAAGAUUAAAACCUCAGAUAGAUAUCUUCUUAUCUACGUCUCAUAACAUCAGUGAUGAUGAUUACACCAAUUUUGAGGCCAAUGAUCCAUGGGUCCAGAAUUUCAUUGUUUCAUUAGAUAGUAUGCUAGGUAAUUUUAAGGAAUCUCUGACAAGCAAACAAUUAUGA